This is a messenger RNA of Oldenlandia corymbosa var. corymbosa, 855 nucleotides long. The record is from the annotation of a GenBank genome assembly. Lineage: Eukaryota; Viridiplantae; Streptophyta; Magnoliopsida; Gentianales; Rubiaceae.
AUGGUUUACUCUUGCCUUGUCCGGCCACUCCGCUCCUUCUCUCCGGCGAAGAACCCACCAAAUUCUCAAAUACCGAUCUCCAAACCUUCAAAAACUUCUUCCCCAUUUCCCAUUUUCUCCACAUUCUACAAUGAUAAUCUACGUUAUCUCAAGUCAAUCGGAAUCAUUAAUUCAGAUGCUAUAACACCCCAGAAAAACCCAUCCCCAGAAACCUUAUCCCACAUCCUCUCCACUGUAAAUUUCCUAAAAUCUCACGGCUGCUCUGAUUCCCAAUUCCCGAGAAUCGCUUACCAUGUUCCUCAGAUAUUCUCUCCCCGGUUCGACCCAGAUGAGGUUGAACCCGUAUUCAAUUUCUUGAGAAAUGAUUUAGCUGCUUCGGAGGAAGAAUCAUGUGCUCUCAUCCAUUUCUGCCCUCAAAUUCUACACUCCCAUGUUCAGUUCUGCUUGAAGCCCACGCUACAUUAUCUUACAGAGCUGGGUCUACAAAAUCUGAAUUCGCCCACUAAGCUGAAUGCUCAUCUUCUGAACACUCGUAUUCAGAAAUUGGAAGAGAAAGUAAAAUUCUUACGGCAUGCCGGGUUUUCAUGGGAUGAAACGGCUGCUAUUUGUGUGAGAUUUCCGGCCAUUUUUGGGUACAGUGUUGAGAAUAACUUGAUGCCGAAGCUGGAUUAUCUGGUGCGCGAGAUGGAAAGGAGUGUUUAUGAGUUGAAUGAGUUUCCGCAAUACUUUGCAUAUAGUUUGGAGAAGCGGAUCAUGCCGCGACAUAUGCAUCUGAAGAAGAAGAAUGUUCAAAAAUUUGAUCUACAGAGAAUGCUAUUGUGGACUGACAAGAGAUUUUACGCCAAAUGGAAGUGA